This is a messenger RNA of Apus apus (common swift), 1384 nucleotides long. It is a transcript of the gene PIGL, whose product is annotated as phosphatidylinositol glycan anchor biosynthesis class L. Gene Ontology annotation, molecular function: N-acetylglucosaminylphosphatidylinositol deacetylase activity. The transcript has 7 exons. NCBI's taxonomy places the organism in Eukaryota, Metazoa, Chordata, Aves, Apodiformes, Apodidae. The record is from RefSeq and is a predicted model, not a curated record. Gene Ontology annotation, cellular component: endoplasmic reticulum. Gene Ontology annotation, biological process: GPI anchor biosynthetic process. Bases 62 to 880 code for a protein of 272 amino acids.
CGUGUCCCGGAACCUUCCUGCCGCCUCUCCCCGUUUCCCGCCGGGGCGGCGGGCGGUCGCCAUGGCAGCGGGCCCGUGGUGCUGGGCCCCGGCGGCGCUGCCGCUGCUGCUCGCGCUGCUGCUCGCGCUGCUGCUCGGCGGCGCGCGCCGCCUGCGGGGCCGUCACGCGGGCGCCGGGGCUCGCGCCUCCCCGCGGGGAAGGGCGGCGGCGGCGGCGGCGGCGGCGGCGCGGGCCGGUGGCGUCCGCGCGCUGCUGGUGACGGCGCACCCUGAUGACGAAGCGAUGUUCUUCGCCCCCACGGUGCUGGGCCUGGGCAGGGCCGGCGCCCGCCCCGCGGUGCUGUGCUGCUCCGCAGGAAAUUAUUACAAUCAAGGAGAGGUUCGUAAGAAGGAGCUGGAGCAGAGUUGUUUCCUGCUGGGGAUUCCUGCUUCUGAUGUAACAGUCAUUGAUCACAGGGAUCUUCCAGAUAAUCCUGCUGUUGAAUGGGACACACAGCUCCUCGCCAGCAUUGUGCUGGAGCACAUAGAAGCCAACAACAUCAACCUAGUGGUAACCUUUGAUGCGGGAGGAGUGAGUGGUCAUGCCAACCACAUUUCUCUUUACACUGCUCUAAGGUGCCUGCAUUCCAAAGGGAGGUUACCUGAAGGGUGCCAUGUGCUCGUGCUUGAAUCAGUGAAUCUCUUCAGGAAAUACAUCUCCAUCCUGGAUGUGCUGUUUUCCUGCCUCCUGCCCAGAGAUGUACUCUUCAUACUCACAGAGGAGGAGACUGAAAGAGCCAAGAGAGCCAUGCGGUGCCAUCGCAGCCAGCUCCUCUGGUUCCGCCACAUCUACCUGCUCUGCUCGCGGUACAUGGUGAUCAACUCACUCCGCCUCCUGUAGGAGAGAGGGCCUCACAGCUUCAGGAAGAAAGGAAUGAGUGAAUAAAGGACUGUGCCAGGCCCAGGACUAAAGAAAACUCACCUGCUACACGUUCAAGAGGACAGGAUUCUUUUUGUGUAGCAUUCUGUCAGGCUACAAAAAACAGGCUGUAUGAACUGCCUUCUGAAGAUCUUGUCGCAUGAGACAUUGAGAUGAACAGGCAAGAAGCUUAAAUAUGACAAGACAUUUGGAUUAACGUAAUUAGGAGUCAAAUGCAGGAGUGUUCUGCAUCAGAGAAGAUAUGGCACAAACUGUUUUUCCUCAAGAAGAAAUAGCUGCAAGGCCAGCUUAGCAACUAUCUCUUGGUGCUUUUGUAUAAUCCAGAUAUCAGGAGUGACUUUUCAAAGAUCAUGCUAUCUCCACAGAUUAAACCAAACCACAAGACCUGUCUUGCUCAGUCAGAACUUUAAAAAGCCAAAGCUUAUGAAUAAAACAUCAGAAUUCAUACACACUUCUCUAAUUCCA